Trematomus bernacchii (emerald rockcod) is the source of this 3011-nucleotide messenger RNA. It is a transcript of the gene tmem255a, whose product is annotated as transmembrane protein 255A. The record is from RefSeq and is a predicted model, not a curated record. The transcript has 10 exons. Lineage: Eukaryota; Metazoa; Chordata; Actinopteri; Perciformes; Nototheniidae. The coding region runs from base 243 to 1283 and encodes 346 amino acids.
CUCACCGAGAGCAUAGAGACCGACAGACGCCUCUCAGCGGCGGGGAUGUGACAGAGAGAGGCUCGGAGGAGACGGAGGGUUGACACAGAGAAUGCCACAGCAAGCCAACACGCUGCCUGCGUUAGCUCACCAUUGUACUCAGCUUGCUGUAAAAUAUAAAGCGAGCAGCAGUGAGUCGUGAUUGUCUAUUUUUUUUUUUUUUUGCAAGGGGAUCAUCCUGCGUUAAACAUCCUCCAGCCAGCAUGCCUUCUGCUCAGAGCCUCCAGUCCAGCAGCAUGCCCCUCUCUGAAACCAGCAUAGGUACCUUUAAGAGGAGGAAGAGGAAAUCCAUAAUAGUGACGGUGUUGCUGCUCAUUGUGUCUGUGCUCAUCCUCAUCUUCGGCCUGGCAGCGACCACUAGGACGCAGAACAUCACAGUGGGCGGCUACUACCCAGGAGUCAUACUGGGCUUUGGCUCUUUUCUGGGAAUCAUCGGCGCUCAUUUGAUAGACAACAAGAGGCAGAUGUUAGUGGCGUCUAUUGUCUUCAUCAGUUUCGGGGUAGUGGCCGCCUUCUGCUGUGCUAUUGUUGACGGAGUGUUUGCUGCCAGGCACAUUGACCUCAGGCCGCUGUACGCCGGCCGCUGUGAGUUUCACUCCAGUGAGACUUCCUCUGAACGAGACGUGCCCUGUCAGACCUCCUCACGCUCCCCCUGUAACCUGCAUGUGAAGGGCAACACCUGUUACUGCUGCGACCUCUACAACUGCGGGAAAGAACAUCCUCUUAUGGGACUUCAGAAUAAAGAUGUAUUGAAAAAGUUUAGGAAAUCAUCCAUGAUUUGGAAGGCUAGCCGAGUGGAGCUCAUUGGAGGCUACCAUGAGUACACGGAUGUGAAGAGCUGCCAGGACGUGGUGCACCUCUAUCACCUGCUGUGGUCCGCUACGAUCCUCAACAUCGUGGCGCUCUUUCUGGGCAUCAUCACUGCUGCAGUGCUGGGAGGCUUCAAAGACAUGACUCCGGCUCCUGCCUCAGAGUCUACAUCUGAGCCUGAAGCCGUCACAGCUCCAGCCCCCCCUCAGCCUCCUCCCUCCACCACCUCCCUCACCUCGUACUACAACACUGCCCCCUGCCUGCCGCCGUACACAGCCUACGACCUGCAGGGCUCCUACCUGUUCCCCGACUCCUCCACCCUGUCGGAUGACUCCCAGUCGGGGGCCAGCCACCUGUGGCCCACCAUGGUCCCUCCACGAUACUCUCCUCCUCACACCCACCCCGACGAGAAGCCUCCACCCUACAGCCCGUAACACACAUCCAGCAGAAAGAAGGCACCUGGAACGUUAGCGGGUGUUUUUCAGAUGCUGAUUGAGUGGCGUGAAUGCACAUUUCCUCUGGGCUUUUCCUCACAAUGAGUGUUGGAGGAAAGGUGGUGAGGAAGAGGAGGAAGGCCACAGAGGGAACUCACCUUGAGUUCAGCCCGACACCAGGAGUGUUUGUCGCCCCUGCCUCCACUCACACAUCAAGAGAGAGACCACCGGUCCACAGCAAGGACUGUUUACACAUCUAUCUGCCUUAAUGCAAACGGGCUUCCAGCGCUGCAGCUCUGGGUCUCUGGACUUAUUCUGUACUAGGUCAAAGUUCACCUCUCUUCAGGACAUAUUGUAAAUGCUUCCUGCCUCAAGUGGCACCGAUGAUAACGUAAGGAGAUGACAGCUACAAGAUCAAACCCGAUACAUGAAUGCUUUUGAUGUCCCCCCAGAAUAUGAAUCAGCUAGAGAAUUCAAAACUGUAGUAGGCCGAGGCAGUUUCUUCUUUAGCGAUUAAUUAGGCAAUGUUAGCAGUAAUGAAGGAAUUACAAUGCUCAUUAUGAAUGUACAGCAGUAUGAUACUCAGAUGCUCUCCAGCAGUUUAGCUAUACAAACAGAUGAUCAACUCUUCAGUUUGUUAAAAAAACAACUUUUGAACCAUGUGCUCGCAGAGCAACACGAUGAAGAAAUAAGCUAUUCUGCAGUAGGGCGGUCAGUUACACUCCAAACUAUUUAUUCUAUUUUCACGAUAAGCUGCAAAGCAGGUAAGCGUAUAUUAUCUUGCGCUAUAUAAGUAGUUGUGAUAUCACAUCUGAGUUCAAAUGUAUAGUCUCUGUCAGGAAUAAACACGAGGCAGGCCGAGCGGGAACAGUCGGUGCUGGAUUCACUGACAUGAGGGGAGAUCAUGAAGGGUCAAAGGACUGGUGUUCUCUGAGGAAGAGUGAAGGACAGUAAACUUAGUCCAUGUCAAUGAGACAGGUCUCCGUCAGCUGUUAUCACUGCUUUUUAUAAUUUAAACUACACUCUCUCAGGGGCUGAUUGUCAGUUCCUUUUCGUCUUGCCAGUAAAAAUGUUUUGUGUAAUUGAAAUGGUGUGUUUUACUUUUUAGCAAAACUGUAUGCACGGUUGCUUCACCACUUUAGUCUUUACCAAACAUAUAAACUUCAAUAAGAUAAACCAUAGUGCAGUGAGUUCACCGAGGGUGAAUCCUGUUGACUUCAGUCAUCCCAACUUUCCUCUUGUGUAACCAUGAUGUUUGAUGGUUUGCCAUGACAACUUGAUGCAGCCAUUAAUGUCAUUUUCUGAUCUUAAAACUUUUGAUAAAUUGGUGAUAGUUCAGCUUUCCGCAUAUCACCAUCAAGUUGAUUUUAUUUUUUUUGUUGCAAACCUUGUUUUAUGACCAAAUGCCUGACACCUAUUUGUAUGAGCUAACACAGCCAUUGAUAGCAUGCUAAAUGAUGGAUGUUUGUUAAUGAGUGCAACCUCUGAGCCAGUAGCAUGGCUGUAGACUUCUCUAGAUAAUUGUAUUACAUUGUAAAAUUGAAAAGGGUGUAACUGGCAUUAGGUUUGAGAAGUUCAUACUUUUUCAACAGGGACUAGUCAAGUUUUGGGAAAGUCCAUCCAUUUCCUUAAGUCUAACACAUUGAAAAUCUAAAAAUGUUUUCAAUCUUUGAUAUAAUCCAGACAAUGGAAGAUUUAGAAACAUUUAAAAACACAGGGAGUUGACAU